UCCAUACAAGCUAGCUCUUGUUCUUCAAAGAAGAGAAGCAUGAUGCCAAUACUGAAGACUAGAGAAACAACAACAAUGGAACAAGAAAGUGAUGAUAUUUAUCAAAAGACUGAGCACUCUAGAAUCUGUCUCAUGAGAGACACAGUUGAAGCUCGUGAUCCAUCUUCAAAGGAAGUUGAUGACCUGACACUGAGAAGAUUUCUGAGAGCACGUGAUUUAGAUAUACAGAAAGCUUCUGUAAUGUUUCUCAAAUACCUUAAAUGGAGAAAUGAAUUUGUUCCAAAUGGGUUCAUUUCUUUAUCAGAAGUUUCUAAUGAAAUUGCACAGAACAAAAUGUUUCUGCAAGGAUCUGACAAGAAAGGACGUCCUAUCGCAGUUGUUUUUGGUGCCAGACAUUUUCAAAACAAAAAGAGUUUAGACGAAUUCAAGCGUUAUGUAGUGUUCAGCCUGGAUAAAGUAUGCUCAAGGAUGCCGGAAGGAGAAGAGAAAUUUGUUGGGAUCGGAGAUCUUGAAGGUUGGGGAUAUGCGAACACCGAUAUUCGUGGAUAUCUUGCUGCGUUAUCCAUUUUGGCGGACUACUACCCAGAAAGGCUAGGAAAGUUGUUUCUGGUUCAUGUACCACACAUUUUUAUGGCAGUUUGGAAAAUCAUUUACCCCUUUAUAGACGACACCACCAAGAAAAAGAUAGUAUUUGUGGAGAACAAGAAGCUGAAGUCCACUCUACUUGAAGACAUCGAUGAGAGCCAAAUUCCGGAGAUCUACGGAGGGAAAAUGUCACUGGUCCCUAUCCAAGAUAACUAAUCAAUCAACCACCCGCAUCCUGUAGUAUAUAAAGUGUAUCAAGAAACUAUUAAUCCAUAUUCGAAAGAUUUGCCUAUGCAAUGAGCAAAAUGUAUCCUGAAUCUGAUCAAAUAUAACAAUAGAUUUGAUGGUCAA
Messenger RNA from Jatropha curcas, 936 nucleotides. RefSeq lists its product as uncharacterized. The record is from RefSeq and is a predicted model, not a curated record. NCBI's taxonomy places the organism in Eukaryota, Viridiplantae, Streptophyta, Magnoliopsida, Malpighiales, Euphorbiaceae.